This is a messenger RNA of Oryzias latipes (Japanese medaka), 2295 nucleotides long. RefSeq names its product heme-binding protein 1. NCBI's taxonomy places the organism in Eukaryota, Metazoa, Chordata, Actinopteri, Beloniformes, Adrianichthyidae. Gene Ontology annotation, molecular function: heme binding. The record is from RefSeq and is a predicted model, not a curated record.
ACCCAAAAAAAAGGAUAGAACUUUAAAGGAGGCGGAGACACUCCAUCAUCACGCUGGAGGCUGCUUUGGUCAUUCGCUGCUUUGGAUGUUCAGCAUCUCCGACCUUCCUUGAAAAGGGACAAAUGUCAGCUGUUUGGGGGGGUGGAGAGCGCUCUCCUCUUUAGAGGAGAAUUUGCCAUUUGUGGUGUUUAGAUUUCUCUUUUGUUGUAGGUAUUUUUUAAUAUCAGGCAAGAAACGAACCAACCAAAAGCGUCUUUUUAGAGAAAAGCACAACAGACGCAGAGGAGCCGUGACCUUUCUGAAGUCAUGUUCAACAUGCUAAAAAAUUCUCUCUUCGGCAACACCGAGGAUACGGAGUAUAAACUGCUGAGCAGCGAGACCAAGAAUGGAGUUCGCUAUGAGGUGCGACGCUACGACGCUGCCAAAUAUGCCUCCAUCUCCUCUGAGGGACGAAGCUACGACCAAGUGACCGGAGAGCUGGUGAGAAAGCUGCUGAUGUACAUCGGCGGGAGCAAUGAGCAAGGUGAGGCCAUGGGUAUAGCUUUUCCCAUCAUCAUCGCAGUUUAUCCUCGGAACGAUGGCGUUCUCUCUCGGCGUUUGGCAGCCGCCAUCCGAAUUCCAUCUACGUACCAGCAAAGCCCUCCAACUCCCACGGACGGAGCCAUCAGUAUUGAAGAGCGGCCCGGCAUGACCGUCUACACUCUACAAUUUGGUGGCUUUGCCGGGGAGACUGAGUUCCGAGCAGAGGCCUCGCGUCUGACGCGCACGCUGGGAGAGACGGCCCCCUUUCAGCGCAAGCAGUAUUUCUGCUGCAGCUACGACCCCCCGCUCAAGCCUUACGGACGCAGAAAUGAGGUGUGGUUUCUACAGGAGGAGCCGUAGACGUCCUCUGGUCGGUCACAUCGUGGGAUCAGUUCUGUGCCGUUCAUCCCUGAACAACAGUGUGUUUUCAGCAUACUUUCCUUCCUGUUCUUUUCAUUUGAUAAACCCACUCUUAUAAGCUCUCCAGCACACGUUGAUUUAAUGCUCAGAUAGUUAGCUGAAUAUGAAAAGAAAAUGCUUCUUCUGCUUGUUACCAGUCAAAAAAUUCUGUUACUUAUCUUUUCCAUUUUUUUUAUUUAAAGAACAUGAGUAUUUCAAAUUUCCCACCUUUAUAGAGGUUGUCAUCUGAAAUGUUGGAGUUUUGUUUAUGACUUCAGGGAAACAGAAAUAAUGGGUUGUAAAAGUGAACUUCUUCUUCUUCUUGGUAAUGGAAGUGCAAACAAACAGGAAUUGAGCCACACAUUAAACUCUAGAAGUUGAGAGUUUGCAGCUGUGGAUAGUUCUUCACUGUUGUUGUCGUCUUUGUGUUCUUCCUUUGGAUCAGACAUUUGUGCAUUUUAAAUACGUAAUAGCAUAAAAAUCUAUUUCCUUAUGCACAACUCUAAAAGUUAUGUGCAGAGAGGCUUUCCUUCCUUUGAAAUGAUAAUUAUGGUCAUGAUAUAUUAUGUGUAUACAAACAGGUAUAAAUGUAUAAAUAGUUUGUUGUUAUCCCAAUUGAAUAGGUGUGAAGGAGUAGGCUUGAUAAGCUUUCCUUUCUCCUUUUCACAUUUUUUUCUUAAGUUCAGCCAAAUGGCGACUUUCUACUCCCUUUUAUUCACUAAACUGAAAAUGAAAGGACUGAAUGGUUUUUAGUGAACGUAUUUCAUUUAUUUUCUGUUUUUUUAUGUUUAAAAUUAAUUUUAAAAAAAUAGAAACCAGAGAAACUAUGAUGACUCUGUUUUUUAUUCCAGUGAUAAAGUUUUAUUUUCAAUCAUGGUUGUGGUUUGGAAACAUUUCCUCUAUUUAAUUCAUAAUUUUCUUGGUAUGUGAUUAUUUUGAGAGACAUUUAUUUUCCUCUUACUGUGAUUAAGAAUCACUGAAGACUUAGAGGAUCCACAAAAGGCAAAAAUGUGAAUGUGAGAUUCAGAAUAAAACGUUUUGGGAAGGAUUUUUUUAAUCUCAUUUCUAUAUUUGUGAAAAACAUACUGAAACUAUUACUCUACAAUUAAGAAAUGUGUCAUCUUGAUUCAUGAACUAUUUGUAUUUCUAUCCAAAUAAAGUGAUGUGCAAAUAUCUAAGAAUUUUUAAACAGAGGGGGUCAACUUUGAUCCAUUUAAAUUUAGUGAUCGUUAAACAUAAAAAUAUAUAGUAGAUGAAUAAAGAAUAAAGGACAUUUGAAGUCUGUUAAUAGUUUAUUAGAACUUUAUUGACAAAUAUUAGCAAGAAGAAUAAGAACUUCAAAAGAGAUAUUAAUAUAAAGACAUCUGAUUAAAC